AUGAAUAUGGUAGAGGAGAUUUGUCAUAUUUGUGAUGAUCGUGCUACUGGUAAACAUUAUGGAGCGAUCAGUUGUGACGGAUGUAAAGGAUUCUUCCGGAGAAGUAUUCGAAAACGUCACAAUUAUGUAUGUCGAUUUAAUAAAUGCUGUGAUGUCACAAAAAAUCAAAGAAAUGCCUGUCGCUCAUGUAGGCUUCAAAAGUGCAUUGAGGCUGGAAUGAAAUCUAAUGCAAUCCAAAACGAAAGAGACACCAUUGGAAAACGUAAGAAGCUGGAACCGGAGACGGAAGAGUUGCUCGACGGCUUGCUGCGGUCGGAGAAACUGUGUCAACAACUGAGAAGUUCUGUGAUCAAGAGCACUGAACAGGUCUCUUAUGACUGUGGGAAAGUGAAAUGUUGGCGAAUCGAGGAUGAUCGACGCGCCACGUUAGACGACGUUGGUAAAAGUAUACACCAACAACUUGUGCUCUUAGUGGAAUGGGCCAAAUCUCUCCCACAGUUCACGCGUUUGUCUAUGGAUGACCAGGCUGCUUUGCUCAAAGCUACAGCCGCGCAGAUUAUCAUUCUUGGUGUGGCAUUCCGAUCACUGUCACUUGAUAACUCAAUAUGCUUAGCGAACGAUACCCUCAUUCCGAAGGAACAUGCUGCGAAUGUUGGUGACAUCAAUUGUGUGGUUGGUCGGAUAAUCGAUGAACUAGUACUUCCAAUGCGACGUCUGGGUAUCGACUUAUGCGAAUAUGUUGCCUUAAAGGCUAUCCUAUUUUUCAAUCCAGUGGCCAGAGAUGUUUCCGACCCACACUCGGUGGAGAACGCCCGGAUUGCAUGUCUACGUGCGAUAGAAAGAAGAUGUCAACGAGCAGCUCUAAUCACAGCGUCAGAAUGCCGGCCUGGCCGUCUGCUGCUGCUACUUCCUUCUCUGCAGGCAGUAGCUCAACAAAUGGUGGAAGACGUGCAAUUAGCGCGUCUCUUCGGCCUUGCUAACGUCGACUCUCUUAUGGAAGAGCUCAUCUUACACGAUGAACGACCAGAUCGAGAUGUUCGACAAAGUCUCGCAAGCCCAUGCCAGAUGACAGAAGCGAAAGCCGACAUAAGUCCAACACCUUAA
Messenger RNA from Necator americanus (New World hookworm), 1104 nucleotides. RefSeq lists its product as uncharacterized. The coding region runs from base 1 to 1104 and encodes 367 amino acids. The transcript has 10 exons. NCBI's taxonomy places the organism in Eukaryota, Metazoa, Nematoda, Chromadorea, Rhabditida, Ancylostomatidae. Gene Ontology annotation, biological process: cell differentiation; anatomical structure development; regulation of transcription by RNA polymerase II. The record is from RefSeq and is a predicted model, not a curated record. Gene Ontology annotation, molecular function: zinc ion binding; nuclear receptor activity; RNA polymerase II cis-regulatory region sequence-specific DNA binding.